UCUAGAAUUGUCUCUAACGGCUUCGGUCUGAAGCACUUGUGCACGCGCCCGUACCAUGGACGUCACGAGAUGCGAAAACACGCGAGACACAUGCAUUUAUCGUGAACGUUAAACUUAACUGUUUAGGUUUCAGUUAGAAUUUUGCCGGACAUUACAGCUAGGUUACACUAUAUUCUAUAUCGUGGUCCGACGAGGGAGUUUAAUUGCUUAAACAGUGGAGAUGCAGCCUGCAGCAGCCAAGUGGUAUGACAGAAGGGACUCUGUUUUUCUAGAGUUCUGCGUGGAGGACAGUAAAGAUGUGAAAAUAAAUUUUUACAAGUCCAAAUUUGACUUCUGCUGCGUAAGUGGAACAGAUAGUAUCAAACAACAGAAUACAGUGGACCUUUUUGGGGAGAUUGACCCCAAAGGCUCCAAACACAGACGCACUGACAGGUCUGUGUUGUGUUGUUUACAAAAAGCUGUGGCUGGGAAAUCAUGGCCACGACUUACCAAAGACAAGUCAAAGUGCAACUGGUUGAGUGUGGACUUCAAUAAUUGGAAAGACUGGGAGGAUGACUCAGAUGAGGACUUGUCAAGUUUUGACAAAUUCUCAGAGAUGAUGAACACAAUGGGAGGGAAUGAUAUACCGGAUUUAGAUGGUGCAGAAGAAGAACAUGACACUGCAGACAGCGACAAUGAAAAAAUGCCUGACCUUGAGUAGAAAAAUAUGGACGCCACCUCAGUAGUAAUCAAAGCAAGUUAAAAAUCAGUUGAGAGAGAGAGAGACUAGACAUGAGUUGGCAGCCAUGUUGGAGAAGAGACCUCAUCUCUCUACGCAGUGUCCAAAGCGAAACCCCUCCAUGGAGUGACUGUUGGAUACAGACAUGCGCAGGAAUCCAUAGCGACAUACAGUGAUGUGCUUUGCUGUUCUGUUCUGCAUGGACAAUUCUGUUCUAAUGUUGUUGUUCAUUGACUUAAACGACUGUAAUGGGAUGUGCUGAUGUCUUACACCUUCUCUCUCUGUUUUCUUGCAAUGUCGAGUUAUGUAUUGAACAUUGUGAUUUCUAAUGAAGAAAAAAAGCCUAUUUUCCAAAAAAGUAGAUUUUUUUAAUGACAGAUUUCCCCUUUUAAUGUUUGUAUUGUAAAAAUGCACUUAUUUUGUUUGUUAAUUUAAAAAGCAGGAGUUCUGCUUAAAAUGGGUUUUCAAAUGUAUGCCAAUAACUGCAGAUAUUUAACAAUGAUUUCAUUUUUUAAACAUAUUUCAACAUUUAAAAUAAACAGAUAUGCUUGUGCAACUUAAA
Molecule: messenger RNA, 1280 nt
Organism: Cottoperca gobio
Lineage: Eukaryota; Metazoa; Chordata; Actinopteri; Perciformes; Bovichtidae
Gene: ptges3a
Product: prostaglandin E synthase 3a (cytosolic)
Exons: 8
Coding region: 221-700 (159 amino acids)
Biological process (GO): telomere maintenance via telomerase; telomerase holoenzyme complex assembly; chaperone-mediated protein complex assembly
Cellular component (GO): cytosol; nucleus
Molecular function (GO): protein-folding chaperone binding; Hsp90 protein binding; prostaglandin-E synthase activity
Source: RefSeq, a predicted model, not a curated record